Messenger RNA from Arabidopsis lyrata subsp. lyrata, 455 nucleotides. Its product is annotated as phytosulfokines 1. The transcript is spliced from 2 exons. The coding region runs from base 46 to 312 and encodes 88 amino acids. The record is from RefSeq and is a predicted model, not a curated record. Gene Ontology annotation, molecular function: growth factor activity. Gene Ontology annotation, biological process: cell population proliferation. NCBI's taxonomy places the organism in Eukaryota, Viridiplantae, Streptophyta, Magnoliopsida, Brassicales, Brassicaceae. Gene Ontology annotation, cellular component: extracellular region.
CACUUAUUAGAGAUAAGAAGAAGAAGAAACAGAAAGAAAAAAAUUAUGAAGAGGAAAAGUGAAGUGUUGUUCUUCUUCUUCACUCUAGUGUUGCUUUUAAGCAUGGCUUCAAGUGUUAUUUUAAGAGAAGAUGGUUUUGCUCCUCCUAAACCAUCUCCCACCACACAUGAGAAAGCAAGAAGCAGUACUAAAGGUGACAGAGAUGGAGUAGAGUGCAAGAAUUUAGACAGUGAAGAAGAAUGUCUUGUGAAGAAAACUGUAGCUGCUCACACCGAUUACAUCUAUACACAAGAUUUAAACCUAUCUCCUUGAAACAAGAACCAUUACUCUUUGUCUUUUAUUUAGCAAAUUAUAAACGUAAACCUUUGAAAUGAGCUUUUCGCCGUUAAAUCCAGCUCUUUUUCUUCCGGUUUUACCGAUUAGUUCUAAAGUCUACUUGACCAUGUGUUUCAUGA